UCGUGAAUGUAAAGGUGGAUGGAACAUUAACAAAACGAGUUUGGACAUGUCCGUCAACUGUUUAUGUUCAUUCAUUUGAAAAUGGAGAAGAAGCAACAGAGGGUAACAGUGAAGAGAACAACAGUUUCUGGACAGGGGAAAGUUAAUGAAAAAGGAGGAAAAGUUGGAAAAGCAAAAACUGUUGGUGUGAAGUCAAAAAUUAAGGCAGUGCCUGCAAAAAAGCAAGCAACCAGAGUACCAAAGAAAACCAAGCCAGCUCCACAUGUAGAGCCAGGCUAUACCCUUUACUCCAGUUUGUCUGAGGAAUCCUCAACCCAGGAGACAUGUGUCAGGCUUUUUAAUCAGCUGAAGGAGAAAACAGAGGAAGUGGGCCCCCAGACACAGUUUAAUACACGAUUAUCCUCCUCCACACCAGACCCGGACCGGCUGUAUGUUGACUUGGACCAACAGCUAAUUCCAGAGAGGGAUACCACUUCUCCAUUGUGGAAGACUGUACUGGCAUCUCAACAAGUAUCAGCAACUAGGGAGUCUUGUAUCACAAAUCAGGGGCAUACUUUAAACCAAUGGAGGACAGAGGGUACUGCUUACUUUGUUCCUUUGAAGACACCUGCAUCUCUAGCUAGUGAUAAACCACUAACAUAUUAUACCCCACAUAAUCAGGAUGUACCAGUCCUACAAACUAACAGUGAGGGGUUUGUGCCAAUCACUACUGGAAUUGACAGUGAUUUGGAAAGUCUUCAACAGUUUCCAAUCAAAGAAACCCUGCCAAGUGGUCAAACAUUCAAUGUUGGGAGUACUGCAAGUGGUCAAACAUUCAAUGCUAGGAAUUCUGACAGUCAUUCAGAUAAUUUGACAACUCCAGAAACCAGUAGAUCUGGGUAUGUCAGCUUGCCAAAGCCAGCAGGUGGUGGUGUGAUUCCCAUGCAACAAUCUGCUGUUCCACUUUACACGCAGCAAAAUGGCCUCUAUCAAUUGAGGCCCCAGGCCCCUCAACAACCACAAGUAAGACCUCCAUUCUCAAAAGAUUCAACACUUCAGUCCAGUGAAAUCCCAGAUGCUCCUCUAAGAGGAAGGUUAUUUGAGCAUUAUGCCAGUGGGCAAAUGUCAUACCCUUCUCCAGUACCAGAGGACCAGAAACAGUAUCACUUCGAGGGCAGUUAUUUACUCACACAGGCAGUUAUACCAGAAAGAGACACUCCUCCAUUCACUGUUCCUGGCCUAAAUUUAUCCGGAGGACAGACUGAAAAGGAUGUGAAUCUUCAUGAUACUUUGUCUACCAUAACUGGGUCAGUAAACCAGUCAGUAGAUACUCCACGGACAUUAACAAGCUCAGGUUCACCGAAGAGUAACCAACAAGUUACACCCAAAAAUUCCUCCAGCUCAUCCAGCUCAAAGAGUGUUCAUUUUCAAAUUCCAGACAAUUUUGUGAAGAAUUUAUCAAAAAGCAGUAAAACUAGUCACCAAACACAAACAGAUGAUGGCAGCUUAUCUCAGCAAGCAGGAGCAGGCAACCAAUUUAUUUCUGUAGGGGUACCAGCUACCUCUUAUUUUUCUGUUGAUUCAUCUGUGCAAACCCAGCAACAAGUAGAACAGUUAUCAUCUGAUCAUGAUUCUUCACAGUUAGUGACCUCUUCUGUAAAGAGUGAUGUCCCAAAUCCGUGGAGUGGUGUGAAGGCUAAAGCAGGCAUGAAGAAACUAAGAUACUGUCUAAAGGAGCUCAAGGAAUGUGGCAAAAUCAACAAAGACAAAGAAAUCAAGAGGCUCGUUAAAGAAGUUGAGGAUACACUAGAAACAAUUCCUCAGCUGAAGAGUACAUUCAGUCUACAGGCAGAAAUAGACCUGGCUAUACAACCUCUACGCAGUGAAAAUGCACAGCUCAGAAGGCGACUUCGUUUACUGAGCAAGCAAACAAAAGGAGGAGUUACUCAGCUAACAGAUCAUAAGAUGGAAGCAAAGAAGAUGGAAGACUCUCUGUUACAAAGCAAAUUAACAGCUUUACAGAAGGAACUUGUGGCAGAAAAAGAAAUGAAAGUGAAACUAGCAACAGAAAUGAAAGAAAUGCACACACAAAUGCAGAAAAUGAAAGUUGAAAGAAGUAGAUUCAUUGCUUCAAUCAGUGAAAAGGAGACAGAUGAGCUGAAGAUCAGACAGGAAUGUCUCAGUGAAGCUCACCAGUUCAGGAGUGAUUUAGACAGACUUCACCGACAGAUUAAGGGAGCCCGCAUACAGUAUGAGGCCCUAGAGAGGGAAAAUCACAUUCUGCAAGUCACACUACAGCAAAGGGAUAAUGAGAUGAAACAGCAGAAAGACAUGAUGGAAGCCCUCAAAUCUGCAGUUGGACAGGUUUUAGAAGAACUUGAGAGCAGUAGGACAGGAGGAGAGACCUCAUUUAUAUCCAACAACAGCUUCAGUUUGCAGAGGCUUCUCCAUAUACUGGGAGGAAAACAGACAGCUGGAAUGGAGCGCAGUGUGCUUUCAGAUCCUGGAGUUCACUCUACUUCCAAUGUUUAUAAACCACAUUUAAGAACCUCUACGCUCACAGCUGAGUCACUGGCAACACACAACAGAUUACAGCAACCCUCUAGGACCAUCACCAAAAAAUAUGAAAAGGACAGGGAACCAGGUUACAGUAUGGUUGAUGGGGCACCAGUUGAUUAUAAAAGCAGUAUGUCAGAUACUGAAGUGGAGUAUCAGACUUUUGAUUCUCAUAAGCACACAAGACGAAAAUCUCCAUCACAGAGGCAAAGAAGUCUAUCAGGAGAUGGACGGCUUAUAGAAAAGGUUGGCCCUCGAAUGACAAAAUACUCUGACUUUCAUGAAAGAGAUGGAAGUUAUUUGACAGGAAUACAAAAGAAACAUAACAGAAGUGAUAAUGUAUUUAUGGCAAAAAGUCAGAAACUCCGAUUUGAAGAGGACGAGACAUUCCCUAAAAGUAGUUAUCAUGGUAGAAAGUACAAUUUCAAUGAAGAAACAAGGUCAGACUUGGAUACACAAUCAAAGUUCAGUGUUGCUGAAUCCAGAUACAGUGUUACUGACUACUUCAAAAAGUAUCCUUCUUCCAGUGCAAAGCUUCAGAACCACUCAAGAAAUACAUUAAGACACCUUGACACUUUUGAUACAAGUGAAAUGUCAAAGCCUAGUAAUCUCUCUACAGACAAACCUCAUCAUAGAUCCUUAAGUCAGCCAGAAAAUUCUCUGUUUUCUAGGAGUGAUGGUCCACAUUUCUCUUCUCCUCAAAAACCAACCUCACAGCAAACGUCCUUGACACAGCAUUCAAUUACCCAGAAGUCUCUGCUUUCACCCCAAGAUCAGUUAUAUAGGGGAACAGCUCUAGACAAUUCCAUUAGUGCUAUUGAUGAUGAUAACUUUUCUAGUGUUUCAGGGAGGUCUCCAUCAUCAACUUCUAUUGAUGAGAGGGCAUUCAAGAAGGGUAUUGCUAGCUUAGAUGCUAACAUCCUGAAACUGCAACUGACACUGCAAAAAACUAAAAGCAUGUUGUCCUGAGGACAAUUUAACUCAUAUACAUUAAGUUAAUGAACAUUGUGCAUUACUAAAAAUAUGUUUCUGUAUCAGUAUUAUAGAUUUGUUAAUUUAUUGUAUUAUUAAUUUUCAGUAAUGGAAUAAUAUAUUGAUUGUCAAGGGCAGCAAGAUAUUUUCUUCACAUUCAUACUUGUUUAA
This is a messenger RNA of Saccostrea echinata, 3678 nucleotides long. RefSeq lists its product as uncharacterized. Bases 64 to 3504 code for a protein of 1146 amino acids. The transcript has 13 exons. The record is from RefSeq and is a predicted model, not a curated record. Gene Ontology annotation, biological process: protein localization to centrosome. Lineage: Eukaryota; Metazoa; Mollusca; Bivalvia; Ostreida; Ostreidae. Gene Ontology annotation, cellular component: centriolar satellite.